UUCUGUGCGAUCUAUUUCUCCGAGGCUACAUAAAACAGUCUCCUGGUUGAUCAGAUGCCCACGAACUGUCUGGUUCCCCGAAAGACUGGAGAAUGCUCUACGAUUUUUGGUGGGUUUCCUCCACCCCCCUACGCUCCUCCCGUGCAUAUAUCUUUGGCAGGAAGCUAGAUUCAGACCUAUACGCACACGUCAAAGCGUCCGGACAUUCACAAGGGAUGUCUCACGAGCCGAUGCAGAACCGUAUGCAUCAUGUACACAUGGACUCCUGUUACAGUGCUACUGCAUCAGCUGUUCCGCAGCAUGCUCGAUCGAAAACUAGUUACCGUGCAUCGGCUUCUUGUGACCCGCAUGUUGAGGACUCAUUGUCAAACAGUACCUCGUCACUGUCGAGUUCUGGGAAAGCGGUUGCUCAACGUUAUGAUCAAAGUGCGGCAAGGCAAUCUUUGUGCUACGGUCCCAGUGAUUCGCUCAACUAUCGGUACGCCGUCGAUCCGCAAUUGCCUAGCACAACGUCGUACGCGGAUGAAAAAUUUCCCGUCGUGCUCUUGCAUCAUGUCCAUCGGGGGGAUAUACCCCACGAACAAGAACCUUCAUCCAACAAUUUUAAUGUGUCAGAAUCGCCAACCCAAUGCCUGUGGAACGACAGCCAAGGCCAGUGUAGCUUUACUGCAGAUACGGUCACGACCGUGAUGAAGCAUAUAUCAUUGCACCAUCUUCGUGAGCAUCAGCACUCCGACUGCCAGGUGCGAUGUCGAUGUAGGGGCUGCCUGCUUCGGAGGACCAUAAGACGAGAUACAAUUCUCAGGCAUAUCCGCGAAAUACAUUACGGGGACAAAUUUCGCCGCAAGAACUCACCGUGAGUUCCAUCUGCACUUGAAAGACUGAUCACUUUGGGUCGCACUAUGUAGGAGGCG
This is a messenger RNA of Suillus plorans, 914 nucleotides long. RefSeq lists its product as uncharacterized. Lineage: Eukaryota; Fungi; Basidiomycota; Agaricomycetes; Boletales; Suillaceae. The transcript has 3 exons. The coding region runs from base 93 to 860 and encodes 255 amino acids. The record is from RefSeq and is a predicted model, not a curated record.